This is a messenger RNA of Linum trigynum, 2776 nucleotides long. NCBI's taxonomy places the organism in Eukaryota, Viridiplantae, Streptophyta, Magnoliopsida, Malpighiales, Linaceae. The record is from the annotation of a GenBank genome assembly.
CGGCUUCGAAUUCUUCGACGAUCACUAUUUAAGUAUUUAUACUAUUUCUUCACGCCCGCCGCUUCAAGUCUUCUCACAGAAGGAGAGGCACCCAGCCUUAACCUAAUCUUUGCUCUCAGUCCAAUCCCUUUCGAUUUACUGCAAGUGCAGACCUUCACAGACGGUUCAACACUCCCUCCGAGAGUUCCCUCCCACCGAGGAGUUAGAUUUUUCGAAAUGCAGGACACGGCAAGCCCUGAUCUGGAGACGUUCCUCGGCAUCCGCUUUCUUAUCAGUGGCGUCGAUCCUUCCGAUCAGGUUCGAUCCAAGCUUUUGAGUCGCGGCGGAGUUGAGGCUCAGGAUUUUACUCAUCUAAUAGUGGACAAUAAUACUAUAUAUGAUGAUCCGGCCUGUGUUUCUGCAAGAAAUAAUGGGAAGACAGUGGUCACGAAGUUAUGGGUCGAUCAUAGUUCUCAUUUUGGAUGGGUUGUCGAUUCAACUAAAGUGAUUUAUCAACCCCCAAAAGGUUUGAAUGGGAUACCAGGUGCUAAGCAUCUCAUAAUUAGCUCAACUGGGUACAGUAUCAAAGAACGAGAGAAUAUUAUGACUAUGGUUCGCCUCAUGGGUUCGCAGUUUUCCAAGAUCUUGGUGUCCCACGAAACCACUCAUCUCAUAUGUUAUAAAAAUAAAGGUCCAAAGUACGAUGUUGCAUGUAGGUACCAGAUAAAGAUUGUCAAUCCUCGCUGGUUGGAAGAUUGCUUGAGGACCUGGAAGCUCCUCCCAGAAGAUGAAUAUAAUAAGAGUGGCUAUGAGAUGGAAUUGAUGGAAGCUGAAGUCAGGGAUUCAGAAGAUGAUGUGUCUGAUGGUACCUCUCUCAAGCUGCGUAGCAGCUGCAUUGUAAACCAAAGCCCGCAGAUUACGAGAAAUGCAUCUUCAAAGACCAGCAACUUGUCGGAAUCAAUUUCUGAAGUACCUGCACUGCCGGUAGGGCCUGAUGGUUUCUUGAAUGUCCACAAUGAGACAUUAACCACUCCGGUCACUAAGAGAAAGGUGGAUACAACAUCUCAUUUAACAGAUCCCUCUGGUAGAACUCCAGGUUCUGCAGAGGCGGCUGAUAAGGUAGACGCUGUCUAUAUGAGUUUUAAAAAACCUUCAGAUUCUAAUAUGAAGUCGAGCGUUGCUCCAGUAGAUGGGGAAAGAGAACUUAUAGUUGAUCAAAGGAUCGAUCUCAAGGGUACGUCUGGGUUUACUGAUGAUGAGAACGGGCAUCCUGAUGAAGCAUUUGAUCAAAGUGAUGUACUUGUGAAAGAGAGGAUGGAUACGGUCGGUUUGGCAGCUAUAGAAAAGGAAUUCCAAGAAGUUCAACUAAUGGAGAAAAAUUCCAUUGCCUCUGAAGUGGAUCAUGCGGUGGAGGAUCCACAAAAGAGAGAUAAAUCAAUCUCAGAACAAGAUGGCGAUACAAAGACAAGUGAAACUCAAUGGCUACCUUCAAGUAAGAGCAAGAGAAAGGCAGUUGACAGUGUUAAUGAUAAUUCCUUCAACUCUACCAAAGUGACGGGGAAAGAAGAGCAGCAUGCUGCAGAAGGCAUACUCGAGAGAGAGCCACCUGCAAGUUGUCGUCCAAGUGUCAACAAGAUAUCUAGGAAAAGGACACACGGCGCUAUGGAAGCGGUCAAGGAGAAUAAAGCUGUCGUUGAAUCACAUAGUACUGGAAGCAAUGCUGGAAAGCAUGUUGAAAUGUGUAUGACGACAGCCAAUGGUGGUGAUCAGAUAGCUCCAGAAGGCAAACCUGCUUCUGCAGGUGGAGAAAUCUCCAGCCAUGCUGAGAGACAACCAAUGUGCUUCAUGUCGAGUGGGCAGAGUAGGCCGCAGAGGAAGGAGCUUAAGAAUGCUAUAAAAGAUAUGAAGGGGCAAUCUUUCCUGAACUCUCGCCAAUGGUCAAACCAGGUAACUCAUUUAGUUGUUGCCGAUCCUCUCCGCAGAACAGAAAAGGUCUUCGCUGCUGCUGCCUCUGGGAGGUGGAUUCUCAGUACAGACUAUCUGUUGGCAUGCUGUAAGGAAGGAAGGUUUCUUCCCGAGGAGCCUUAUGAAUGGCACAAGAAAGGGGUUAAUAAAGACGGCUCUAUAAAUUUAGAAUCCCCCAGGAAAUGGCGAUUGCUAAGAGAGAAGACAGGGCACGGUGCAUUUCAUGGUAUGAGGAUUGUCAUUUAUGGAGUAUGCAUCGACCCCCCUUUGGACACACUGAGGCGAGCAGUGGAGGCAGGCGACGGGGAGAUACUGGCAACCGCCCCACCUUACACCCGUAUCCUCAACUCGCGGAGGGUCGACUAUGCCAUCAUCUCCCGUGAAACCCCAUUUGAAGACGUAUGUGUACAAGAGUUUGGAAGGCUCGAGAUACCCUGUGUCACAGCUGAUUACCUGGUGGACUAUGUGUUCAGAGCUGGCUCCACGCUGGACAAGCAUGUUCUCUUCGACAACCAGGAAUGGGCAGCCAAGUCUUUCAGCAACCUGGCGAGGAAGGCAGAGGAGAUCGUCAACCCUGCAGCAGCUUCUUCGCCCAAGCGGAAGAAGGAGACGUCCAGCUGAUUUCAAUCAAGGGAAACUUGGGUUGAUUUGUUUCCCUAUGUUAAAAACACUUUUGUUUACUUAACUAGGAGGGUUGACAAGAGUUUUCCCUAUGUUAAAACACUUUUGUUUAAGUUCUCUAUAUUUUUUUUUUGUUUUUAUCAGAAGUCUUGAAAGUUCGGGGGAUCAUGAGAGAUUUUUAGCAACCGAUUAAGAAAAUGGUUAACUUUUG